Messenger RNA from Terrapene triunguis (Three-toed box turtle), 583 nucleotides. Its product is annotated as FYVE, RhoGEF and PH domain-containing protein 1-like. Gene Ontology annotation, biological process: filopodium assembly; cytoskeleton organization. Lineage: Eukaryota; Metazoa; Chordata; Testudines; Emydidae. The record is from RefSeq and is a predicted model, not a curated record. Gene Ontology annotation, cellular component: cytoplasm. The transcript has 4 exons. The annotation marks the transcript as partial. Gene Ontology annotation, molecular function: guanyl-nucleotide exchange factor activity.
CUCACAGCCCCCCAGAAAGCCUUCCACAUCGCCAAUGAGCUGCUUCAGACAGAAAAGGCUUACGUCGCCCGGCUGCACCUGCUGGAUCAGGUGUUCUGUGCCCGUCUCCUGGAGGAAGCGCGCAGCAGAAGCUCUUUCCCCGGCGACGUGGUGAUGGGGAUUUUCUCCAACAUCUGUUCCAUCUACUGUUUCCAUCAGCAAUUCCUGCUGCCGGAGCUGGAGAAGCGCAUGCAGGAAUGGGACAGGCACCCCCGCAUCGGGGACAUACUGCAGAAGCUGGCGCCGUUUCUCAAGAUGUACGGGGAGUACGUUAAGAACUUCGACCGCGCCAUGGAGCUUGUCAACACCUGGAUGGAGCGAUCCGCCCACUUCAAGCUGAUCGUCCACCAGAUCCAGAUGGAGGAGGCCUGUGGGAAUCUCACCCUGCAGCACCACAUGCUGGAACCCGUCCAGAGGAUUCCCCGUUACGAGCUUCUGCUCAAGGAUUAUCUGCAGCGCCUGCCCCCCGGCGCCCCGGACAGCCGGGACGCAGAGAGUGAGUGGGGCGCUGGGGUGUCCUGGGGGCCUGGCUGGGGGGCUCUGU